AACCUGUUGUUGGCCGGGCGGGCGGGAGGGAGGUUUCUUUCCUACUUCGGCCCGGACCUGCCUGUGGUUACUUCGCUCGCCCUUCCGCUCGCCCGUCGGGGAGAGACACCGGUCACUAUGGAGUUAGCACGUCUGUGGUUGGCCUCCAGGAUUCCCCUUAGCUUGGCCGCUGGUUGGCGUGAGAUGGAGGCAAGGAUCCUCUGCUCUCUUUCCCUCUGUUUCACUCUCACAGUUUUGAGGGUCUUCAGUUUACAGUGAUGAUUACCCAGUGAAUGCAGAACAAGCCGUCAUUCAACCUGAUAUCUGAGAAAUGUGACAUUCUGUCCAUCCUCAACGAACAUCCCGAAAACCGAAUCUAUCAGCGAAAAAUUCAGGAACUCAGCAAAAGGUUUACUUCGGUCAGGAAGACAAAAGGCGACGGGAACUGCUUUUACCGAGCGUUGGGCUUUGCCUACUUGGAGUCUCUUCUUGGGAACGACAGAGAAAUCCUCAGGUUUAAAGAGCUGCUGCUGAAGACCCCGAAUGAUCUCAUAUCGGCCGGAUUUGAGGAGCCCAAGUUUCGGAGCUUCUUCGUAGCUUUUUGCAGUGCAGUCGAGUCGUUGGAGAAAGACAGUUCGGUUUCCAGCCUGCUGAAAGUGUUCAACGACCAGAGUUACUCUGACAGAAUUGUCCAGUUCCUCCGGCUUCUGACGGCGGCCUUUAUCAAGAACCGAGCAGAUUUCUUUCGCCAUUUUGUCGACGAGGAGAUGGACGUCAAAGACUUCUGUGCUCAGGAAGUGGAGCCAAUGGCCACGGAAUGCGACCACGUUCAGAUCACGGCGCUGUCUCGGGCUCUGAAUAUUCCUCUUCAAGUUGAGUACGUGGAUGAAGCGGACGGCGCCCUGAACCAUCACGUGUUUCCCGAAGCAGCCAGCCCAUCAGUUUACCUGCUUUACAAAGCAUCACACUACAACAUCCUUUAUGCGGCAGCCGGAGUGGAUUGAUGCAGGGGGUGAGGGCGCCUUCUGGGGUAGAUGUGUAUUCUAAAUAGAAUAUUCCACUCUUCAAGUGAUAAGACGCUUCGUUGACUAGAAGAUGCAGAUAGAUCCUCUUUGGGAACGGUGUCGAUAUGGGAUCAUUGCUGUUUUCUAAAACCCUUGCAGGUCACUGAGCCAGUGGGCAUCUGGGUGGUAUUUUUAGUGUUUACGUUGGCUCUUCGUCCUUGCCCAAAGGGGGGAAAUGGGAGUUCCGUGGAACCUGAUUGCACUUAAGGCACUUAAGUGCGAGAAGCAAUGUGGCCAGAUAAAUAGGGCUCCAGCUUUAAUUAUUCAGCAAUCCCUUUGGUACCCCUUGUAGUGAAGUUUGGUGCUUGGUGAGAAUCAGGUCAGGGCUGGGCUUUGCUGUGCUGGGGAAUUUGCUUCCUUAAGGAAAUUGACAACUUGAGGCCCCUCUUCCCUUGGCUUUAUAGUUUUCCAUAACUAAAAAUGGAAAAACGCUGACCAGAGGUGCCCCAUCCAGCCCUGGGAAGAGGCCUCGAGAGGGUUCAGAGAGUCCUCUACCCCUCUGGGGUGUCUCCUAGGGUUCCAGUUCUGUGAGAAGUUCUGGGGAGAGGCUGGGGCUGCCACCUUUUUUCAAACAAAAAUUCAAGUAGCGGAGGCUGAGAUGUUUUGGGAUACCAUUGCCUCGCAGUAAGGAGGUGGCACUGGAGGCGAUAUUGAGAAAAUCCUGAGUAUAAAUUGAGGUUGUCUUUGAUGAAGAUGUCUAUUUGCGGCUUGGCAGAGAGGGAGUUUGAUCGACCGGGCCUCCCAGAUCUCCGUGAUUUCCUGUCUCCUGUCCACUGAGCCGGUUCACGUUACGAAAAAAAACUGGGCAACGGGGACCACUCGACGAGUGAGGUUUGACUCACAGGAACUCUCGCCUUCCCUGGACAGGUCGCGGUCCCGGUCGGGCCAUGCGAUAGCCUUCCCUAGCAAGCUUGCCCCUUCCUACUGUGGCACACGUAGUCCUCUGCUGGGGGAAAUUCACAUUCAGAAACUUGGGGGCUGAGGAACAAAAGGAGGGAGGCCUCUGUGGACAGUUUCUCCCCAUGAAGGGGGACCUGAAGGGGGCCCCCACGGUUGUUCUCUCGCCAGAAUGGGGCAGCGCUUGUCCCGCCAUAUUCUAGAUGUCGUCUCCUUGGGGCUUUAUUUUCACAAACAUUUAAGAGGAAAAACAAGAGGGUGUGAUCAUUUGUAAUGCUUCAACUGAUCCCAUUUUAGUGUUGGGGGAAAGGGGCUGAGAAAAUGCAGAAUUUGGGACUAAUCCCAUUGGACCAUCUGCAAUUCCUUGUCUGGUAAGUAACAUUCCACAUGGUAUCUGGAAAACCUGGUGUUUCAUUCAGUCAAUUGUAUUGAUUGAGCACUUACCGUAUGCAGAGCACUGUACUAAGCACUUGGAAAGUACAAUUUGGCAACACAUAGAGACAAUCCCUACCCAACAACGAGCUCACAGUGUUUGUCGUAAAGUGGGGGCAAACUGGGUCUUGAUCUUGCUUGGCAUCUUUGUGGCACCACCCUAGCUCUCGACGGCUUUCUGUGAUCAUUAAAAAGGCUCCGGCAUGAAUUGCG
Molecule: messenger RNA, 2585 nt
Organism: Ornithorhynchus anatinus (platypus)
Lineage: Eukaryota; Metazoa; Chordata; Mammalia; Monotremata; Ornithorhynchidae
Gene: OTUB2
Product: OTU deubiquitinase, ubiquitin aldehyde binding 2
Exons: 7
Coding region: 273-983 (236 amino acids)
Biological process (GO): negative regulation of double-strand break repair; protein K48-linked deubiquitination
Cellular component (GO): nucleus
Molecular function (GO): ubiquitin binding; cysteine-type deubiquitinase activity
Source: RefSeq, a predicted model, not a curated record